Messenger RNA from Pleuronectes platessa (European plaice), 837 nucleotides. RefSeq names its product receptor activity-modifying protein 3. The coding region runs from base 122 to 736 and encodes 204 amino acids. Gene Ontology annotation, biological process: protein localization to plasma membrane; G protein-coupled receptor signaling pathway; regulation of G protein-coupled receptor signaling pathway. The record is from RefSeq and is a predicted model, not a curated record. Lineage: Eukaryota; Metazoa; Chordata; Actinopteri; Pleuronectiformes; Pleuronectidae. Gene Ontology annotation, molecular function: coreceptor activity. The transcript has 5 exons. Gene Ontology annotation, cellular component: signaling receptor complex; membrane; cell surface.
CACACACACCGAGCAGAGCCAGUCUAAAGAGGGCUGGGCUUCUUCCUCAUGAACCCGCUCUGCUCGGAGUCGUCUCCUCAGGUCACACAGCGGCCUCGCAGGUUCCCCCCCGCCGUCCACCAUGAUGCUCUACCUGCUCCUUCCUCUUCUGAUCGCAGGUGUUAAAUCACAAACUGCCAACGUGACGGUGGAAGAGCGGAGCGGAGCCGAGAGGAAUCAAACCUUCACUGUCUCCGCCGACGAAAACGUGACGUCCAUUUUGACCCCAGAGGAGAAGAGUCUCAUCGAGGAGGAGCUGGAAAAUAAGAACCUGACGUUUAUCACAGAGGAAAACGAGAAGUUCCAGGACCAGGACACGGCGUCUGCUCACAGACACUGUGAUCACCCCCUGCUGGUUUACGCCAGUCACGCGUACUGUGGAGAACCGUUCCACAACGAGAUGUUCAGCAUCAGCUCAGAGGACUGGUGCCACCUGGAGCACGUCAGCAGGCCGUACAGCGAACUCACGCGGUGUCUGGAGAAGCUGUCCAACUUGACCGACUGCUUCUAUCCAAACCAGGACACUCAGGACUUCUUCAUCUUCAUCCACUCCCAGUACUUCCACAACUGCAGCAACGAGGAGCUGGUGUUUGAGGACGCGCCUCACUGGUUGGUGAUGGUCCUCACGCUCAUCCCAGUCAGCAUCAUCCCCGUCCUCGUCUACCUGGUGGUCUGGAAGAGCAAAGUCCAGGAGUGAGACGGGGACACGUCCACCUGACAGGGAAUCUGCUGUGAGUUUUUUAACUGAACAGAAACAAUUCAAUGAAACUUUAUUAAAUAAACAGUUAAUCUUUUAAA